ACACAUAUUUGCGUUGUUUAUUUGUUGACACAAGUUGCAAUCGCGUACCUUAACAACAAAUUAUCGUUAUAUUUAUGGUAUAUUUUUACAUAUUUAUAGUAUACAUAUGUGCGUAGGUAAACACAGUGUUAUGUAUUUAACUGCAAAUUUUUAUACUCGUUUAAUAAUUCAGUUAAAUACUCGUUAAUGAGAAUAUACGAUGAAAAUAAUAUCUGCUCGAAGUGGACCUCAGAACCUAGAGCGCAAUAAUAAUAAAGUGACUGUUACAAAGAAAUGAAAAAUAACAACAGAAAGUGCACAACAAAAACAGUGUGAAAAGUGAAAAAGCAGUCGCAUUCGUGUUUUGUAUAGAAAAUGUAGAUUUAUUUCAAUCUUCGCGCGAAUUCAAGUGCAAUUCAAAGUCGAGCUUGUUGCUGUUGCUUUUCAUUUUACUUUUACAAACGACCUUUACAAUAAAACGGGAAAACAAUACAAUACAACACAAUAGAUUCUUAUCUACUAAAGCCGCCUGCUGUGAACACCCUUCGGCCUUUUUAUAAUUAUACGAACAUAACUCAUGCCAAAGGUAUUCGUGCGUAUUCGGCAUUGUUGUAAUGUUAAUGGAUUAUGCGAUCAAAAAAUACAACAAAUUGCACGAAACCAAAAACCAAAACAUGAAAAUCACGUUAAUACUCCGCUCAAAACUGGAUUUUGACAAGUUUAAUAUUCAACACUACACCGUGUGGUGGAUUACUAGGCAUUAAUGACGUGAGCCGAUUACAAUUCUAUCGCGAAUUAAUAGUUCCAAAUGUAAAAUUGGCGUAAAUAUUGAUUCGCAUAUGUUACUUGUGUUCAUAUGGACUAAAGAAUACAUGUACUGUGCAUAUAAAAAGUAAGCAACACUCAACGAUAAACACGCGAGCAAUAAAAUGCACGCAUGCGCGCUGAAACAACACGAAACAACGCAAGCAAAAGCUGUAAAAAAUGAAAUUAAGAAAAAUAUAAAAUUUGCAUAUGAAUUUGCAAAGAAUUUAUGAAACUUGUACGAGCAUACUCAAAACUGUUGUAAAACCUUCCUGCACAUAACAAACAAAAAAUCUGCAUGCCGAUGAGCAAAUCUAAAAUUUUGGGAAAUAUGAAAACGCAACAGUGUUUUGAAAAUACAUGUAACAUAUUGCUAACUUGCUUUAAACAUAGAAAAUUUUUUUCGUCUUUAACGGGAAAAUUUUUGGAAUUUUUUUCUUUUUUAUUUGUGCCUAAGGAAUCACUCACCGUGCAUAGUGAUUAUCGCGUGUUGAAAUGCCUGAAAAUAUCCAAAAAAAAAUUAAAUUAAAAUCGUUGAAAAAAGUGCAAAAAUUGGGAAGCAUAUGUUAAUUAUAUGUUUCGAAAGCCAGUGAAAAUCCUUGUGCAAGUAAAAGUAGCAGUUAGACGCGCCAAAGAAAGCAAUUAAAAAUCAGCAAUCUAGCAAUUAGAGACAGGCAAUGAUGGAAUUUUGCAGAAAUUAAGUCAACAGUGAAGUUAAAACACGAAUGCGACUAAUUAUAAUUGCCUAAUGCAGAAAAUAUUUUUGCGAAUGGUACAAGAUGUUGCAAGCUGAUCGCGAGAUCGCGUGUACUUUACCAGCUAGCACCAAUUUAUAAUAUUUCCCGUCCGCCACAAACUUGCAUUGUCUGUUGCUGAUGAACACGUGAUUGAUUUCAGCGAACUGAUUGCAAUGUGGAAUUAACGAGUGAUUGCACACGAAAAUUUAAUCUUUUGCGGCAAAUUUGCAUUAGUGCGCGUGUUGAAAACUUGUUCUUUUUUUGAAUUACCAAAAAUAAAUAUUUAAUGUCCAUAGCCAAUAAUAUAAGCAAGUGAAAUUGGAAUGAAAAGUAAAAAAUUUUAAUUUACCGUGUAAUUUUUUUCAGUGUAAAAAACACAGUAUAAAACCUUAAGUCUUAAAUACAUAUUUAAAAUAAAUUAUUAAUAAUAGAAAAGUAGUGUUAAAAUGGAAACGGCUAAUGCACCCAUGCUUACCGCCACUGCUGCGGUGGCCGCAACGCCUACGAAGCCAUUAAAAACCAUAGCAGCAGCCACAGCAGCUGCCGCCGUCACAGCAGCAGAAGCAGCAACAACUACACAACCAUUUAGUGAUUUAGCCGCCUCAGUGGGAAUACAUACCACGUCCACACAAACACCAACAGCAAUUCUAUCGCCCACAAUACCAAUUGCCAUGGCGACUGCAACAGCUGCCACUUCUUCUCCAACACCAUCACCAUCGUCGGCAUUCACAGCAUACGCCACCACUCAAGCGCUGUUGCAGUUGCCAUUGGAAUUGCAGCAGACAUUGGCGAGCGCUGCCGCUGUGGCCGGUUACUUACCAUCCACGUAUCUCAUGGAUUUAUAUAACAGCAACACAAUUGCGAGCACUGCGGAUCCAUAUCCGGAUGCACCAACCCAAUUGGUGCCCUGCCCCAUCUGUCAGCGCACCUUCAAUCCCGUUACGCUGCAGAAGCAUGUGGGCAUAUGCGAAAAAAUGGCAACAAAGAAACGUAACGUUUUCGAUUCCUCGCGCCAACGACGUGAAGGCACCGAAUUGGCCAGCUAUCCGUUGCCGAAGAACUUCGGCUUGCCGCCAGCGAAGCAGGAGACGCGCGGACAGUCGCCCAAGCCGUUGCAGCACAUCGCCUCACCCAUUUUGACGCGCAAGAAGUCGAGCGGCGGCGAGGAGUUGGCGCGCAGCACCGCACGCGCCUCGAUGCGCAAAUUGGCUGCCAACGCACAAAGUCAGUCGCCGAGCAUCACAGCCACUGCUGGCGCCGGUGCUGGUGCCGCGACUGCCAGCCAAGUAGUCAACAACAGUCAGAUGACCACAUCGACUGGCUCACUGCCCGGCGCCGGCAGCUUUACACGCGAUCGUAUGCGCUCUUCGGAGCGUUCACUCGCCAAACGCAUACAGCCACCACCGGCCGAGCAGUGUCCGCAUUGUGAACGUUGCUUCGGGCCGAAGGCGUACGAUCGGCAUGUUGAGUGGUGCAAGGAGAAGGCGCUGCAGGCCUCCAUUAAGCACACGACCAAAACCGAACAAAACUUAGCCAAAGAGCGACUGGAGGCGCGCACUAAAUACCGUGCACCCUGUCUCAAAACUAAGCGUUCGUUAAAUCGUGAUAAGUACGCGGGAUUAGCUGGUGAUGAGAACGAAUUUGGCGAUACGGUAAAAACGUCCAACGGCAGUCACAACAACAACAACAUUAGCAAUAAUAAAAAUAGCAGUCUUACAAACGGUGUUGGUGUCCACGGCAACAACAACAAUAUAAAGAGUAGCGGAAACGGAAACGAUAACGGUGUGAUGUCACUAUCAAUGACAUCAUCUCUGACAAGUGAGAAUGGUUUACCAUGCGAUAGAUAUGAUCCAUUUCUGUCGGCCAAGCGUCAAUUGGAAGAGCUUUGCUCGUCCUCACCUCCAAAUAAUCCUUCCUUUUCCUCUAACCUUCCAAAAACUACGCCACAAACUCCCGUAUCACCAGCUGGUUUGCCAGCAAAAAUGUCCACUUCACUCACACUAAGCACUUCCACGCCUAACUCUAGUCCCUUGACACACAACUCACAAAACCAACGCCAGACAGCAACGCCUUCGGUAAACGCUUCUAAGACAACUUCGAAUUUCCGGCGCACAUCAUCGUUACGCGGUCCGCGUCGUUCACCGAUGCUUUCCUCACGUCCCUUGUUCGCGCAAAACCAUCGCCCCACCAUACAACGUGGCCUCUCUGAUGAAGGUCCCAUCUCAACUAACUUUCUGAAACCUGAAGAAUAUGAUGAGAUGCCUGUACGUUCGGUUUGUGUCAACGACUAUGCUGUAACGAAGAGUCCACGUGUCGCACGUCGUGAUAACAGUCUCUCUAACCGUAAACAGAGCCUAAAGCUCAAUGUACAGGGUGCUGCCGCCACAAUGGGGUCUGCAACGAACACACCGAAUUGUGCGACAAUGUUGGGUGUAAACAGCAGCGAUGAACUAAUGAACUCUGCUACCAAAUAUCUAUCGAAAACCGACUCAUUAGCGGCAUUCCUCAAAUACGAGAAAGAAUUGGAUAAACUUAACGCGCAAACCGCAGUGGAUAAGCCGACCGAACAAAAUACAACUGAGUCAUCUGCGACGAAUCUCCACAAUCCUAUCAUUUCCAAGGAGUUUAAAGAAAAAAGUAACACUUUGAGCAAACAAAAUUCUGCCAAGAGUAUUAAAGCAGAACUAAUUGAAUCUCCAAAACCAAACACAGACCCAGUGGUAGAAGCACAUUUGUUACAACACCUACCGACACCGAUCCCAAAGACACCAAAUACAGCUAACAUAUCGCCGUACGAGAGAGCGAAUGCCAAUAUACAAAAGACGCAAGCCAUACGUUUGGAGUCCAUAGCAUUGCCACAGGCAACUUCGACGCCAAUAACGAAGCCAAGUACAACACGAGCGCAUACACAGGCCAUGCCCACACAAUUGCCCAUUGUAAAUCGACCAGUCAACUUAAAUGCACUACUCGGCGAAACGAGGCCAACAACAACUUCUUCGCUCUCCGCCUACAGUAAAGAGGGCAAGAGCUCUUCCAGCAAUGAGUACAUCGAUCCCAAGCUAAUUAAUAAAUGCGAUAAUCUGCCCGUAAAUCUGAAUACGGUGCGCACAUUGAAAUCCGUUGGCGGUAACAAUGUGGAACGUCGUUUGGACUUCUCUUCAUCCUCCUCAGAGUGUUCAGCCACACAAACUGGUCCGAUUUCGCAGCUUACCAAAUUAUUACCGCUUACUAAACCCGCCGAGGUAUCACAUACAACAGCGGUAAAUAUACCAUGCAGACCCUCCACCACGGACGGCACACAGCCGAACGCGCAUCCGACGCUCAGUCAACGCAACUCAAUUGAGGGUAGAAAUUUGUUGAAUCGUAAAAAACGACUUGGACGUAAUCAUUUUCUUUAUGAUGUCUCACCCGAGGCGGAUGACUCUUGCUCGGCUGACGAUGAAGCAAAUCGUUCUUCGGUCGAGUAUUAUGAAUCCAAGUAUAAAUCGUCAUAUCAACAGCAACAACAACAAGAACAGCAAGAGCAACAACCACAAACAUGUUACGUUAAUACACGCGAACAGACCACACCAAUGAAAACACCACCUAUAGUGCCGCCAUUACCGAUUUUCGACGACUUUGACUUUGAGGAAUUUCUCUCGUCAUUCGAGAAUGACGAUGAGCAAUUUCCUCUGUUCAAGGACUGUAGGGAAUUUCUGUUGAAUCGCUCGUCGAAUAAACAACGUUCGACGCAGACGCCGAGUUCAAUAAAUGCAAACAAUAACAGCAACCACAACAACAACAAUAGCAAAACAAACCAAUAUACAACACCAACUAAAGACUACAACAACACCACGAAUCACUUUCAAUUCCCAAGUCUCGCCUCUAAUAAAUAUUCCCAACCCACGCACCUACUAACACCCUCCUCCCGCAGAUCCCGCGAUGAGUCACGCCCAAAAAGUAAAGAAUCUUCACCGUUAUCCGAUCGGUACCAGGAUCUAAAACGCGUCAACACACAAAGCCACGCUUACGCUGAAGACGGCUUGAUCACCAAGCGACAUGCUGACGCCGAGCAUAAAAAGCGUGAGAUCUUCAUCAGCAUCGAGACGGAGCCGAAUGAACAUGGUCGUUCGCCUAUUUCACCUGACUCGCUACGCAGCAUGGUCGGCAAUCCCCAAACCAUGGUCGAAGUAGAGGUUGACGGCGGUGAUAAUAAGUUCAGCAAGAUCAGUGACGACGAUGAGCAGUUGCCACCGAGGCAUGUCGCCGGCCAGAGUCAUGCAGGCGAUAUGAUGAUGCGUUGCACACCCUUCAACAGUGGCAAUCAUUUGCCGAAUGUACAGCUAAAUAAUGCCAAAAAUCUAAUACAGCGAAUGCAAAAUGACUUUCGACAAAUGAGCGAAGAAGUGGGCGCCAAUAUACGCCAAGCCAUGACCGGUCUCAAUGCAGUCGGUAGUAAUGCAGCAAUGUUGUAUGGCAACGAGCAGGUCGGUAUGACAGCUGGCGUUGGUGGACGCGGUGGUGUGACUGGUGGUACAUAUGUACCAUGCAAUACAAAUACAACACCAUCGCCGUCGAAGACAGGUGUGAGCGCAGUGGCGCCCAUGUAUGCAGCCUCGGAAGAUGUCAGCGGUGAUGCGUGCAUCGAUUCGGACGAAAUGAGCAGUUUGGAUGGUUAUCCGAUAUCCUCGAAAUCGUCACGACGUGGUGUCGGCUCUAAACUAAGCGCUGACUCUGCGUACGGGAGCCUCUCACGACAGAGAUCCUCAGAGCUGUCGACCACACCGCAACGAAGCGCCGCGCGCAGUCGCCCCACCACCAGCAGCUCGACCAGCACGACAACAACGACAUUACCCGUAAUGCUGCCAACAGAUGUGCAAACACAAAAACAACUACAACAACAGCAGCAAUAUCAAUACCAACAGCAACAGCAACAACUGCAGUUGCAACAACAGCAACAGUUGCCACAACAAACGACGCAAUUGUACAAGUACGCGCCAGUGGCUGCGCGUCCGCGACACAUAAGUGCCUCAUCCAGCAGCGACAAUUCGGAUGGCAGUGAUUGCAAUGUCAAAUAUAAGCAACAGUUACAACAGAAACAACAGCAGCAGCAGCAACAAUUGUACAGCGGUGUUGGCAAUAAGAAUCACAACAACAACAACACCAACUAUAUCAGCGCACACUAUGCGCCACAGCACAGCAGCAUCAGCGGUGGCAACAACAACAAUAACAACAUAACCAACACCAACAAUUAUGAUAGUCCACUCAGUUCGCCAACAACAAUGGAGCGCGCACGUCUAGCCGCCAGCAAUGCAACAAACACCGGCCUCGCGACAGAGGAUGCGCAAACGGCGCCGACAGCCGCCAACAAAGCCCACUACAGUUCGAGCAGUUCGCUGUCCAGCACAAAUGCGGCAAUGAGCGCGAGUAUGAAAAUGUCGAAAUUCUGUCACGAAUGUGGCGCCAAAUUUCUAGUCGAACAGGCUAAGUUUUGUAUGGAUUGUGGGGUUAAGCGGAUCGUACUAUAGUCGCACAUAUGUGUACAUACAUGCAUAUGUAAUAUGUAGUUGUAGUUGUUGCCAAUGAGUAUAAAUUAUAUGCAUAGAUAUUUCGCUUAGUCAUGCAACAUGAAUCAACACUCACACA
Bactrocera oleae (olive fruit fly) is the source of this 7145-nucleotide messenger RNA. RefSeq names its product pneumococcal serine-rich repeat protein. Lineage: Eukaryota; Metazoa; Arthropoda; Insecta; Diptera; Tephritidae. The record is from RefSeq and is a predicted model, not a curated record.